Messenger RNA from Paramecium primaurelia, 1986 nucleotides. The record is from the annotation of a GenBank genome assembly. NCBI's taxonomy places the organism in Eukaryota, Ciliophora, Oligohymenophorea, Peniculida, Parameciidae.
AUGUCCCAAUAUGACUUAAUAAUUGAAAGAAUUGCCAUAACUUCAGGAUGGCUUUAUGAGAUGGAAGAAAAAACAAAUGAAAAGAAAAUUUAAUUACUUGCACUAUCACCCUUUGAACCAUUUCAUCAAAAUUUUUUACAAGAUGAAAUAAAUUUCAAAGCCACAAUAUAAAAAACUAAAUUGCUUAGACAUUAUUUACGUUGUGUAGAUUUAAAUAAAAAAUACUAUCUAUUUGAAUUUGUUUAAGGACAAUCCAUUUAAUAAAUAAUUAAUAAAUAUAGAGUGAAAUCUGAGUCUAUACCAAUAGAGAAAAUUAAUAAUUAUCUCAAAUAUUUGCUUGAAGCUCUAUAUCAAUUACAUAAGAUGAAAAUUUUAGGGAGAGUUUUCUCAAUAGAAAAUAUUAUUGAGCUUCAAGACAAUAGUAUCACAUUGAUGGAUUUUGGUUUUGCAUCUGAAUUAAAGCAAAAUUAAUUUAAUAUACUAGCACCUCCAGAAAUUGUAUCAAGCAUGGUUGAGACAAGUAAAUAUCAUAAUUUCAUCUAGAUGGUUAAAGGUUAAAUUAUAGCAUUGAAAUAGAUUCAUGGUUAUUAGGUGCAUUCCUAUUCAAUCUCGUUAAACUAUAUCCAAUUAAUUCAUAUUUGAAAGGCAAUAAACUAAAUGCAUAUACUUAUUCAAAUUUAGAGGAAUACAAUCUUUUUCUUUAACAGUAAAUUAAAGAAAAUAAAUAUAUUAAAGUAGAACCCUCGAAAUAUCCAAAAAAAUUAAAUAAAUUAAUAGAGUCAUUAUUAACAUAUGAUCCAAAAGAAAGGCUAUCUUUUUUGGAUAUCUAUUAGUCUGAAUAUAUAAAAGAUUUAGAAUUAGAAAUAUGUGAUGAGUAAAUAUAAUUUUACAAGAAUCUAAAUUUAACUGAAAUUCACCAAAAAAUUAUGCUUAGAGAUGGAAUAACUUCAAAUGAGUUUAUUUAAACUAGUGUUUUGAAAUAGCCUCUAAAUCCAUAAUCUGAAAUAAAAAAUCUCUAAGAUAUUCAAUCUUAUGAAGCUGAUCAUGAUUUUAAGUAUAUUUGAAAACCAAUAAAUAGGAUUCCUCAAAAAAUAUAUCUUGAAAGUGUAGUUCCAGAUGUUUAUCAAUCCGAGCAGGUUACUCAACAAUCUAGCCAUCUCUUAAAACUACCAUAUUUUAUGGAAAAUCAAUUAGAAGUAAAUAAUUUUUUUGAUAAAGGCUAAGAAAUUUUAGAGACUAUUCCAAAUCCUUAAUUUGGAGUAGUUUAGAUUUGUUAUUCUAAACAAUACUGCUGAUGAGGUUGUUUCUUUAUUAUCUAAUAAAAAAUUUGGAUUAGAAUAUGUUAUUGAAUAUUUUUUAAAGAAGAUGGCAUACCUUAUAAUGAUUGAAAUAUUAGGAAAAUUAAAUUCAUAAAAAAGCCAGUUUACAACUAGUUAAGAAGAAUGGGAUAAUUUUUAAAAGCUUGAAAAGAAAACAGAUUUAAUAAAAAAUAUAAAUUCAUAAAUUUAAGAGAAUAUAAAUAGACUAAAAAAUUUAAAUGAAUAAUGUUAUAAAGAUUUGGCUUAAAAUUAAUUAUUUAAUGAAAAUAUAAGAAAUUCAGUUAAACAAGAUAAACAUUUCUUAUAAGGCAAUAAAGCACCAGAAACUAAUAUUUUUGGAUGUACUUCAAAUGAAUUUUUAAAAAGCGGAUAUAGAAAUAUUACUUAAUAUUUAUACAAUUAUUUAGUUUCAAAAUGUUAAUUUGAUGAAAUGAGAACGAAAUAAUUCAGUCUUAUAUUAAAGACUGUCUUAUGUCAUUUAAUUAAUCGCAUAUUUGACUAUGAUUACAUUAAUACUCAAUUUAAAAACAUUAAAUCUGAAAAAAACAAUGAUAUAACUCCAGAAACAAUUUAUAAAUUUAUUGAAUCUAAAGAGAAUGAUGAAUAAAAAAUAUAAGAGAUACAAUAUUUAGUGAAUAAAUAUUUUUAAAAUUAAACAAAUAAUUGA